CAGCAGAUCGCGACUCUGCUCAACGACAAUGGCUGCACCAGACGAUCAAGGUAUAUCCAGCAUGAAGCGGAGUCUGGAUAUUUCAGAGACGAAAGCCGAAAUAGAUGCGGAUGAGUUACGCCUGGCGCAAAUGGGUCAUACCCAGGAGCUCAAUCGACAUUUCAGCACCCUGAGUCUGAUCGGUCUGGCCUCCACGACAACUAUCUCAUGGACAGGGUUGGGUCUUGGUUUGAUCACUGAGAUUGGAGCUGGAGGUCCCGGCGCAGUUAUCUACGGCUUCAUCCUCGUGACAAUCCUGCAAUGCUUCCUCGGAGCGUCACUCGCUGAGUUCGUGUCGUCUUACCCUACCGAGGGCGGCAUGUAUCAUUGGAUUGCCGCCGUUGCGCCAAGAAGAGCAACUGGUAUUCUUAGCUUUCUCACUGGUUGGUUCAGUGUUCUCGGCUGGAUCUUCACCACUGCAUCUACCAACAUCAUCUACGCUCAAAUUCUCAUGGCAUUGAUCGCUCUGUAUGUAGCUGACCUCGAGAUCAAGGCCUGGCAGACGUUUAUCGUCUACCAAGGCUUGAACCUACUCACCGCUGGCGUUGUCAUGUUUGGGAACAAGAUAAUCCCAGCUCUGAACAAGUUCUCGCUCUUCUACUUACAGAUCGGCUGGCUCGUUGUGCUAGUCACCGUCGUCGCAUGCGCCCCAACACAUCGUGAUCCCGAAUUCGUCUUCAGGACUUGGAUCAACACGACUGGUUGGAAUAACCCCAUUUGCUUCAUCACGGGAUUGGUUAAUCCUUUAUUCUCUCUUGGUGGUCUUGACGGAGUGACCCAUAUCACAGAGGAGAUGCCCAAUCCUUCGAAGAAUGCUCCUCUUGCCAUUGCUAUCACCCUGUCUAUCGCGUUCUGCACUGGUAUCACCUACCUGAUCAGUCUCAUGUUUUCCAUCCAGGACUUCGACCAGCUCACAUCGGGCAACACUGGCAUGCCGCUUGCAGAGCUCUUCCGCCAGGUCACCCAAAAGACUGGUGGUGCAUUUGGUCUCCUUUUUAUCCUGUUCAUCGCUCUCGGCCCCUGCGUGGUCAGCUCGCAGCUCAGCACUGGUCGAAUCUUCUGGGCCUUCUCCCGCGAUGGUGCUAUUCCGUUUUCCAAAGUCUGGUCCAAGGUCCACCCAAGCCUCAAGAUCCCCUUCAAUUCCCAGCUUGCAGUCACAGCUGUGAUUGCUGCCCUGGGAUGCUUGUAUCUCGGCUCAUCGACCGCAUUUAACUCCCUUCUCGGAACGGCCGUCACUAUCAACAACAUUUCCUACAUGUUCCCGAUCCUCACCAACCUGCUUACCGGCAGGAAGAACAUGCACAAGGGUGUAUUCCACAUGGGCCCAACGAUCGGACCCAUUGUCAACACCGUGACAGUUUGUUGGCUGACAUUCGCGAUCAUCUUCUUCUCCUUCCCUUACGUUAUGCCCGUUGAGGUUGCAAACAUGAACUAUACCUGUGUCGUCGUGGGUGGCCUGGCAAUCCUAAUUGGCGCAUGGUGGUUGAAGGCUGGCAAGGAGUAUACUGAAAAAAUGAUGAAGGCGAAGGAGGAAUAAAGUAUAAUAAUUAGAAUUCAGGACUUUACAAGGCAUGAUACUUACUAUUAUAA
Fusarium oxysporum Fo47 is the source of this 1629-nucleotide messenger RNA. RefSeq names its product choline transport protein. Gene Ontology annotation, cellular component: membrane. The transcript has 5 exons. Gene Ontology annotation, biological process: transmembrane transport. Bases 29 to 1576 code for a protein of 515 amino acids. Gene Ontology annotation, molecular function: transmembrane transporter activity. The record is from RefSeq and is a predicted model, not a curated record. Lineage: Eukaryota; Fungi; Ascomycota; Sordariomycetes; Hypocreales; Nectriaceae.